Diabrotica balteata is the source of this 4038-nucleotide messenger RNA. Lineage: Eukaryota; Metazoa; Arthropoda; Insecta; Coleoptera; Chrysomelidae. The record is from the annotation of a GenBank genome assembly.
AUGACGGAUACGAGUCAGGCGGAGCAACCGCCCCAAACCAACGGCAUUUCCGACUUGGAAGACGAUGACAAGGCCAAAAUGAGACCAGUAGACAUAGACGCCGAUGUGAGAGAAAUGGAACGAAGGAAACGAGUAGAGAUGAUAAUGAACAGUAAGCUAUUCAGGGAAGAACUGGAGAGGAUCUUAGAUUCACAAUUAAAAGAUGGAUCCGGACCGAGUGGACUUCUCCAACAAAUUUCGGACAUGGUGGGAGUCAACAGGCAAGGCGGAAACGUCUUCAAGAGUUCGAGCUGUGUGAUUCCCGUUAACGAUAUUAGAGGAAUCGAGUCGAUGGGAUAUGGCAAGGGCGAAAAGAUUCUUAGAUGUAAAUUGGCCUGCCUCUACAGGUUGAUCGACUUGUACGGCUGGGCCUACGGCUCAAGUACACUUAUAACUGCCAGGUUGAACCAAGACGACGAACAAUUCUUGGUCAACCCUUACGGAAUGCUCUUCCACGAAGUGACAGCUUCCAGUCUGAUUAAGGUAGACAUGCAGGGCGCGGUCCUCGAACAAGGCACAACCAACUUCUCCGUCAACAUUACCGCAUAUUCACUCCACGCAGCAGUACAUUCCGCUAGACCAGACAUCAAAUGCAUCAUUCACGUUCACACUCCUUCCGUAGUAGCUGUAUCUUCGUUAAAACAAGGACUGAUGCCUUUGAGCCAGGAGUCUGUUGUCAUAGGUGAAGUAAGUACACACAUGUACUUAGGCGGCCAUCUAGAUCCCGAGGAAAAGGACAAAAUCGCAAGGAACCUAGGACCGAACAAUAAAGUUCUUCUACUGACCAAUCAAGGAGCAUUAUGUUGUGGAACGACCAUUGAAGAAGCCUUCUUCAAUGCCAGAAAUACCGUUUUAGCCUCAGAAUCACAGCUCAAACUUCUUCCUGUAGGCAUUGAUAAUUUAGUUUUGAUAAAUGACGAAGUAAGGAAAAAAAUAUACGACGCAGCGCACAAAGCACCAGAAAGUACUCCCAGACCGGACCAACCCUCUAUUUUGGAGGGCAAAGUAGAAAGAAAGUGGCGUGUAGGCGGUGUAGAAUUCGAAGCUUUGAUGAGGAUGUUGGACAACGCUGGAUUCAGGACCGGCUACAUUUACAGGCAUCCCUUGGUUAAAGGCGAACCACCGAAACCAAAGAACGACGUCGAGGUACCCCCAGCAGUUUCCUCCCUUGGAUAUUUGUUGGAAGAGGAGGAGUUGUAUAGACAAGGACUCUGGAGAAAACUUGAAGGUGGUAGAAAAGGUAACGAUCGCAGCAGAUGGUUGAAUUCGCCAAACACCUAUCAGAAAGUGGAAAUUUUGGAAACCGGAACACCCGAUCCCAAGAAAAUCACAAAGUGGGUAGCCGAAGGAUCACCCAGCCAUUCAAGCAGCACACCCGUUAAAAUUGAAUCGGCUCUUCAGUUCGUGCCCAUAGGUACUAAUCCAAAGGAAUUCAAACAAAAACAACAACAGAUCAAAGAUUACAGACGAGCAGACAAAAUAUCUGCCGGUCCUCAAUCCCACAUCUUGGAAGGCGUAACGUGGGAGGAAGCUAAAAAAAUGCAGGACGCCACAGUGACUCAAACAGGCGAUCACGUAGUGCUAAUGGGAGCCGCGUCGAAGGGCAUUAUCCAGAGAGGGCACCAACACAACGCCAUGGUAUACAAAUCGCCUUACGCCAAGAAUCCUUUCGAUAGCAUCACAGACGAAGAACUCAACGAAUAUAAGAAAGUCGUAGAAAAGAAAGCUAAGGGUGAAUAUGACACUGACUACAGUGAAUCAGAAGGCCUUUCGUCUGCAGCUUUGAACAAAAGAAUUGAAGAUAUGCAAAUUAGGUCUCCAACUUCUGUUACUAGUGAGACAGAGGAAGAAAGUAGAGAUGAACCUCAAAUCUUACGGAUAGAAACGAAGACCGUUCCCAAACCUAGUCAACCAGAAGUUGUAUUAAGCGAUGUUGAAAGUUCCCCCAUAGAAAACUUCCUUAAAGCCGAGCGUGUCUCUGCAAAUAGUUAUAGGGGAGGAACUCGAAGGGAACUAUAUAGAACUAACAACUAUGCAGGUUUUCCCAAAGGAUCAUUUUUGGAGCCUAAUCCCUUGCAUUUCCACAUAGUCAGGGAAAGUCAGAUCGCUGUUAGACAGCGUCCUGUAAAGAUAUCUUUCACUGCUAAUUAUAGAUCUUCGGAUUCUCAUUCUGUUGUCGUUAACCUCGAUAAUUCUAGGUGCAUAUCUGUAAACAUGCCUUUCAGUACUUUGGAGGGUUUUAUUGUUCCGUUCGCAUCAGCUUUAAAUUCAAGAAAUGUUCCUAUGAUCAGGGAACAAGCCUCACAAACCAGCUAUCUAAAUGUAGUGAAUUAUACUCCUUUGUAUAUUAGUCAAUAUAGAACAUGUUUGACAGAACCCGACCAAACGAAUUCAUUCGAGAGAAACAUUUUGGUGAAUAUGCACGAGCAGAUGCUUGAAGAUUUAAACGAAAGCUCUGAUUCUGAGUAUGAGUCUUUAAACAAUACCAAAAUGCAAGACUGUGAAUCUACCAGAAGGGAUAUUAUUGAGUUCGAUGAAAAUGAUCAAUGCGAUAAUGAAAGUUUGGUUGAAGUAACAGCAGAGUUACAGGAAGUGAUGUUAAAUAUAGAAAGCAGUUCCUCGAAUUCUACUGUUUUAAAUGAAGAUGGUCCACAUGGGAACCAACGUUCGGUUGCAGUAACUGCAGAAUUAUCAGAAAGCACGUUAAAUCCAGAAAGUUGUUCUAGUAUUUAUGUUCAGUACGACGAAAAUGAUCAAUUUGAGAAUGACAGUUUUGCCGAAACAAUCACAGAGUCAUCAGAAAUUGUGACUAAUACAGACAGCUGUACCACUUCGGAAACUGUAGAAAUCUUUGUCGAUACAGUCAAGCAAGCAUUUAUAAUGACAGGAGACUUCUUAAGUGAAGCCAAAGAUAUUUUAAUGAAAAUUCCUAACGACAGAUAUCUUGUCAAAGAAACUUCUGAUGAAGGAAUUGAGGAUUGUACUCUUACAAACAAAACAUUCAGUACCGACGAUAAUAACGAAAAUAUAACUGUUUUGGAAAAAAAUCGGCAUGAGUGUGUUCACGAUUUGACACAACUGAUAGUGGACUAUUUAAUACAGCAGUGUAUGGAGGUUAAAGAGCUCAUUCUGUUUCCAGAGGUUCUGCACGAUUCUAACUUGCAUAAACUUCUUAAUAAAAUGAAAUUAAUUUAUUAUGAAGCUUUUAAGGACCAAUUAUGUGACGAUAAAAAUGAACUAAGAAUCUCAUUAGCUUCAUCAGUUCUAAAUAGACUGGAACUGGAGGAAAAGUUAAAUAAUUCUGGAGAUUCAGUAGCUUCGAACACAGUUUCCGAUAAGAUCUUUACUAUUUCAGAAUUUUUGAAUGAUAUUUUGGAUCAUUUCUUUGACAACAUCGACUCAGCGCAAUUUAGCAACUUUAGUCAGAAUUUAAUUGCGAAUAAUGAUCUUAAAUCUCAAUCUACACCAAAGCUGAAAAGAAGAGAUAUAAAUGACAACGUUGACUCAUUCGAAGUGAAUACUUUUCACCAACAGACGUUGUCAAAGUCGGGCUCUGAAAUAUUUUGGAUUUCUUUGUCUCCUGCUACACCCAGCAAAAAUACGCAACCUGGUAGAAAAAUUGUUAAUAUUGAUGAUAUUCCUUUGAGACCUCCUGUUGACUUGAUCGAUAACGGAGUGUUGCACCCUAUACCUGAAGAACCUUGUCUAAAUUUAUUUAACACUUCUCUAACUCAAGAACAAUUCGAAUCAGUUGUUGAUGAUAAUCCCACUUUGGCUCAGACGCAAAAACAAGGAGAUGAUACUUGUGUGAACGUAGAGAAAAAACAAGUCACUACAAUUUUAAGUAACAAGGUGAAUUUUUAUCGGAGCCAAACUGUAAAUAGUGCUGAUUAUGUUAGUGUAAAACGAGCAGUAUGGAACAACAAUACUGAAAAUAAGGAAAAUGCCUCCUUGAACGAUUCUGGAGAUUGGAUGGGUUACGACGCUGCAAUGUUUUGA